Cheilinus undulatus (humphead wrasse) is the source of this 2203-nucleotide messenger RNA. RefSeq names its product cytochrome P450 4V2. Gene Ontology annotation, molecular function: monooxygenase activity; heme binding; oxidoreductase activity, acting on paired donors, with incorporation or reduction of molecular oxygen. The coding region runs from base 200 to 1744 and encodes 514 amino acids. The record is from RefSeq and is a predicted model, not a curated record. Lineage: Eukaryota; Metazoa; Chordata; Actinopteri; Labriformes; Labridae. The transcript is spliced from 11 exons.
UCUUGCUCAAAUAAAAGCUCUCUUAUAUCCUUCUAUAGGAUUCUGCAGCAUGCUCCAGGGCAAUAAAAGGCUGUAAACACAGCAGGCCUUCAUUCAGAGGAAAGGAGGAGCUUCAGCAGAGUACAGCAGAGACAAACCAGGACCGUCUGCUCGGACUAUUUAAGCAAUCACACGGACUGUAUGCACAAAGCAGAGCAAGAUGGCGGUUUUACUCGGCACUUCCAUGACUCCUCUGCUUGGGGUGAGCAUUUUCAUCGCUACCCUCACCUACAUCACCUACAAGCUGCUCAAGGAUUAUGUGCACAAAUGGUACCAGAUGAAGCCGAUCCCUGAGGUGGAGGGGACGUACCCCAUUGUUGGAACAGCUCUGCAGUUUAAAACUAAUGCAGGAGACUUCUUCCGUCAAAUUGAGGAGUAUACCAAAGUGUACUCUACUGAACCACUGCUGAAACUCUGGAUUGGACCAGUCCCUUUUGUCAUUCUGUAUCAUGCUGAAACUGUUGAGCCGAUUGUGUCCAACCCAGCCCACAUGGAGAAAGCUAUUGUAUACAAUUUCCUGCAUCCCUGGCUUGGUACUGGUCUUCUUACAAGCACUGGUCCUAAGUGGCGUCAGCGGAGAAAGAUGUUGACUCCUACCUUCCACUUCACCAUCCUGGCAGACUUCUUAGAAGUGAUGAACGAGCAGGCUGAGAUCCUGGUGCAGAAGCUCGACAAGAAGGCAGGGAAGGGUGCCUUCAACUGCUUCAGUCACAUCACCUUAUGCGCGUUGGACAUUAUCUGUGAAACUGCCAUGGGAAAGAAAAUUUAUGCCCAGAGUAAUUCUGAUUCAGAGUAUGUGAAGAGUGUGUACAAAAUGAGUGACAUCAUCAGCCGCAGACAGAGGAAACCCUGGUUCUGGUCUGAUUUGGUGUACUACUACUUGGGUGAAGGCCGUGAGCACAACAGGGUGCUCAAGAUUCUACACUCUUUUACACUCAAAGUGAUAAAAGAAAGGGCAGAGAACAUCUCCACCAUUGAAUCAGACAGCGACUCUGACAACGGCACAAAGAAAAGACGAGCCUUUCUGGACAUGCUCCUGAAGACCGUGGAUGAUGAGGGCAAUGGGAUGAGCCACCAGGACAUUCAGGAGGAGGUGGACACCUUUAUGUUUGAGGGACAUGACACCACAGCGGCCUCCAUGAACUGGGCCGUGCAUCUGCUGGGCUCCCACCCUGAGGUGCACCGUAAAGUUCAACAAGAGCUGGACGAGGUGUUCGGUACGUCUGACCGGCCUGCCACCUCCGAGGACCUGAAGAAGCUUAAAUACCUGGACUGUGUAAUCAAGGAGGCUCUGAGACUCUACCCCUCUGUGCCUUUCUUUGCCCGCUUCAUCCGUGAAGACUGCCAUAUCAAUGGUUAUAAGGUUCCCAAAGGUGCCAAUGCCGUCAUCAUAACCUACGCUCUCCAUCGUGACCCACGGUACUUCCCCGACCCCGAGGAGUUCAGACCUGACCGCUUCCUGCCUGAGAAUUCAGUGGGCAGACCUCCGUAUGCGUACAUCCCCUUCUCUGCUGGACUUCGUAACUGUAUCGGUCAGAAAUUUGCACUGAUGGAGGAAAAGGUGAUCCUGGCGUCCAUUCUUCGUAACUUUAACGUGGAGGCAUGUCAGACACGUGAGGAGCUGCGACCAGUGGGAGAGCUCAUCCUGCGACCAGAGAGGGGCAUCCUGAUCAAACUGGAGAGGAGGAAGAACAAGUCUACAUAAAAUGUGGAACUCCUUCCUGUCUCCUUCCCUCAUGUCUCUGUUUUUAGUUGCUAAUUUGAACAAUGACUGACGCUGCACUGUUUCCAAAAUAACCCUAGAGGUCAAAGAGAUGCCUUCUGUGUUUGGAUUUUAGAGUUUUCUCAUCAUCUUUGACAUCCUAAUUACAAAAAUAAGCCUCAUAAAAAUAAAGCUAGAUCUAUAUUUAUCUAUCAUUGUUAGUUUUAGACAAAAAGUUACAUGGGGGAAUUAAAUUGCUGUCCAUCACAGACUGUGUGCUGUGUUUGUUGUCCCAUUUUUUGCCACACUCAAAUGGAAGAAACAGAAUGAAGCAUGUUUGAAAUGCUCAAGAUGUUCGAUGUAAAAAACAGAUAUAUUUUACUCUUUGUGCAUACUUUAUGUGAAUGAAAGGCCUUACUUUCUUGGUACAGAGCGACUGUAAAAACAAACACUUUUACAUAU